Messenger RNA from Rhopilema esculentum, 857 nucleotides. Its product is annotated as COX assembly mitochondrial protein homolog. NCBI's taxonomy places the organism in Eukaryota, Metazoa, Cnidaria, Scyphozoa, Rhizostomeae, Rhizostomatidae. The record is from RefSeq and is a predicted model, not a curated record. Gene Ontology annotation, cellular component: mitochondrion.
GUCUUGCUGCCUCCCAAUAACAUAAUCAAAAACCAAGAGCCCUUCGAUACCGUCUCGUUUCUGUUACGAGGUUACAAACAAGAUGGAGGACAAAAAAGAUGGAAAUGCUGAUUCUAGUCACGUAGAAGACCAAUCUAAAUCACCGAGAGAAAUUCCUCCAUGGGCGCAAGGAGAAAAUCUAAGGAAUGUCGAGAAAGAUGUUUUGAUACCAAAAAUCAUGAGAGAGAAAGCGAAGAUUAAAUGCAAAGAUCUUGUUGACGAAUUUGCAAAAUGUGCAAAAGGGAGAACUGUUUCAAUGCUGUGGAACUGUAUGUCUCAAAACAAUGCAAUGAAAGAGUGUCUUACUAAGUAUUAUCAGGAUUCAGAGUUUUAUGCUGAAUGUAAAGAAGUAUAUUUGAAGCAAAGAGAAGAAUUUCAAAAAGUUUGGUCAGAAACUGGAAAAACAAAAUUGCCAAAGAAGAAAGACUCAGCAAUGUUCUAGAUUUUGUGAUAAGAGCAUGUAACCGAAAGGUUCAUUUAAACGGUUAUUUAUGAAUAUGAAUGUAGUGAGAAUAUUAAGGAGAGGAAAUUUUUGUCUGCUUUGUGAAAUGAAGAUAUACAUAGCUAGAUUUUGUAUGUAAAUUAAAUAUGAUUCUGUGAUUUAAGAUUUAAAAUAUCAAGGCCAGUUUAAAUAAGAUUAAGAUAUCUUAUUUUACUUGGUCUAAGAUGUUGUGUGACUGGAAUUUUCUUUAUAUUCAUAAUAUAAAAGAAAUUAGUGGACAAAAUGUAGCUUCCUUAGAAAAAGUACGGAGGAUUAGGAAAGAAUUAAUAUAAUCUUUUUAUCCUCAUUUCAAUAUUCUGUUUGAUAAAACUUUGAG